CUUGAGAACAAGUCAGCCAAUGAACUUGUCAAGUGAACAACCAUAUUCAAAAUUCAAAGCAGUGGGUCUCUUUGCUGACUUAAACCAUGAAAUCACAGAAGCAGAAACAACCACUCUGGAACGAACAAGCACCAAUGGCUACGUUUCCUCAAUCCAAACUUUUCCUGCUUUCCCUCUUCAUCCUUCUUCCAGCUCAAAUCUCUUCUGCAGAUGAUGUCGCCGUCUACUGGGGUCAAAAUGGUAAUGAGGGGAACCUGACUGCAAAAUGCGCCACCGGUGUAUAUUCCUAUGUGAACAUAGGCUUUCUGAACAGAUUUGGCAAUGGUCAAAUCCCACAACUCAACCUUGCAGGCCAUUGCAACCCAGCAGGUGGUGGUUGCAAAGCCAUUAGCAACAGCAUAAGAGAGUGCCAAAGACAAGGCAUUAAGGUGAUGCUGUCUAUAGGAGGUGGCCUUGGAAACUACUCUAUAGCUUCAACAGCCGAUGCGAAAAAUGUUUCUGAUUAUUAAUGGAAUAACUUCUUGGGUGGACAGUCAUCUUCGCGCCCCUUAGGCAACGCUGUUUUGGAUGGUAUUGACUUUGACAUCAAACUUGGCUUUCGGCAACACUGGGAUGAUCUUGCAGGAUACCUGAAGGCAUAUAACAGUUCAUGAAGAAAGGUCUACUUAACAGCAGCACCACAAUGUCCAUUCCCUGAUUCACUUCUAGGGACUGCGCUCAACACAAGCCUUUUUGACUAUGUUUGGAUUCAGUUCUUUAACAAUCCUUCUUGCCAGUAUAGCACUGGCAACACCCAGAAUCUUGAGAAAACUUGGAGGCAGUGGACUUCAUCAUUGAUAAAUUCAACGAUCUUCUUAGGCUUACCAGCAGCACCCGAGGCAGUCGUAA
Messenger RNA from Malania oleifera, 888 nucleotides. Its product is annotated as acidic endochitinase-like. Lineage: Eukaryota; Viridiplantae; Streptophyta; Magnoliopsida; Santalales; Ximeniaceae. The record is from RefSeq and is a predicted model, not a curated record. Gene Ontology annotation, molecular function: chitinase activity. The transcript has a single exon. Bases 87 to 509 code for a protein of 140 amino acids. Gene Ontology annotation, biological process: carbohydrate metabolic process. Gene Ontology annotation, cellular component: extracellular region.